This is a messenger RNA of Gambusia affinis (western mosquitofish), 2017 nucleotides long. RefSeq lists its product as uncharacterized. Gene Ontology annotation, cellular component: external side of plasma membrane; membrane raft. Gene Ontology annotation, molecular function: protein tyrosine kinase binding; MHC class II protein binding. The record is from RefSeq and is a predicted model, not a curated record. The coding region runs from base 44 to 943 and encodes 299 amino acids. The transcript is spliced from 7 exons. Lineage: Eukaryota; Metazoa; Chordata; Actinopteri; Cyprinodontiformes; Poeciliidae. Gene Ontology annotation, biological process: interleukin-15-mediated signaling pathway; positive regulation of ERK1 and ERK2 cascade; T cell activation.
AGAGACUGAAUCAUUUGUGAAACUAACAGAGCAGUAAGACACCAUGGCUGCUUUCAGAUGGAUUCAAAUCUUUUUACUUCUGAUCCUCAUGCUUCAGCUUAAAGCACAAACUGAGACACAGCAAACCUUCCUGACUGUCAGAGGUGGAGAAGAAGUCACUUUACCUUGUGGAAACAGAAGAGAUACAGAUGAUGAAUAUGAUGAAACUAUUUGGUUCUUCAAUGAUAGACAUAGAUCUGGAACAAGAACACUCACACUUGGAAAUAAUCACAGAGAAAUGAAAACUAUAUCAGACAGACUGAGUGUUACAGCAAACGGUUCUCUGCAUCUACAUAAAGUCACAGAGGGUGAUGCUGGCCGGUACGUCUGUCGUUGGAUCGAUUCAGGACAACAUCAUGACUUUCAAGUGUUUCUAUCUGUAAUUACUAUUGUUGAACAGGAGAACCCAGAUAACGUCGCUCUGUUCUGCUCUGUGUUGGAUUAUGAGGGCUGUUUUCAUGAAGUGAAGUGGCUUUAUGAGGGGAACGAGGAAAAACCCUCAGAUAUGGAAAUAAAACAACAUUCCUGCUCUGCCACUGUGACAUUUCCAACAUCUCAUCAGAAAUUAGACAUUUAUCCGUCACUGACAUGUAAAAUCACAAACUCAGACACUAAAGCAGUUCAGCUGAUCCCCUUCAGUCCUCAGCCCUCAGAGGUGAUCCGGUCAACCCCAACAGCAACACAUCACUGGACAUCUGCAGGGAGCAACAAUGAAGUUAAACAACAAGAUAUCUUCAGUUUGUUGAGAUGGAUCGUUGUGUCUGCAGGUUUAGCAUCUCUCAUAAUAUCAGUCAUUAUUCUCAACCUGUGGUUGAAAACUAAAGGAAAUAAAAAACAAAAUGAGCAAAACCUGGAAUGUAACCAUGAAGAUGAAGAUGAAGGUGUAGAGAUAUAUGAAAACUGAAGCAAUUUCUGCUGCUGCCAGGCAGAACUGAUCGACAACUUCAGCAUCAGCUUCCAGCAGGAAUGAGAGCACUGCUUAUGACGAAUAUCUCAUUAUAUUUAACAUCAGCAGAUGAUAAUAGAAAAAUUGAUUAUCUUAAAAAGUUAAAUUUCUUCAUUGCAGUUUUAGCCUGAAACUUCAUUUAUAACUUUUUCUUUUUGUUUCUGACCCUCACAACAUUCCUUACUGCUUCAUUUGUUUAAUAUUUGAGGAGUUGAAAUCUUAACAAUAAGAGUCAACAUAAAACUUUUUAAAUAUAUUUUUAGACUGAAAAGCUGUACAACUCAUUGUAAUGUAAUAAUACAGUCCAAACUCCUCAAUUGGACCACAAAUCAAGUCUUUGCUAUAAAUGUCUCUCUUUGACCACCAGGGGGCGAUGUAGCUGUUAAUGAGAUUAUUGUUGUCAAAAAACAUAUCAGAGAAAGUUCAUAUUCCAAUUGUUUAUCAAUUAAAAUUGGUUCCAUGGUUGUUUAUUAGGAAAAAAAUCCAUCAGAAAUUAAUACAGUCAAGUUGUUACAAAUAUCAAUAACCUGUAGGUAUUUUUAUGUUUAUUGUUUACAUCUUUGUUCUGAGUGAAAAUCCUUUAUAACAUUUAUAACAAAUAUUUAGUACCUUCAUUAUUUAAUUAUGUUAAUCUAUUGGAAUAAUAAUAAAAAAAAAAUCAAACAUUACAGAGGGAAGAUCACAAUAAACAAAUAAGAAAUAAAAAAAAUAUAUAGCCUAUAAAUAAAAUCUAUUGGAAUUACACCAAGGUUCCAGUAGGUGGCAGCACAGUUGAGUUCCAUUGAUUCAUAAACUCCCGUUUCUUGCUUAAAGUUCCUUUAUAUUGUUUUUAAAUGUGUAUUUAGAUAUGUAAUAUAAAUCUGUAUCCUAAUUAUACGCGUGUCAAGAUAUUUCUUGUUUAUUUUUAUUAAAUUAAAGUGCAUUUCUUAAUUCAAAUAUUAAUUUUAUUUAAUUUAAUUUUUUUUUCAUUUUUACUGUUUAAAUAAAUAUUUAAAAAAUAGAGAUAUUAUAUUAAUAAAUGUUCUUCUAAUC